Messenger RNA from Akanthomyces muscarius, 1803 nucleotides. RefSeq lists its product as uncharacterized. Lineage: Eukaryota; Fungi; Ascomycota; Sordariomycetes; Hypocreales; Cordycipitaceae. Bases 1 to 1803 code for a protein of 600 amino acids. The transcript has 2 exons. The record is from RefSeq and is a predicted model, not a curated record.
AUGGACCACCCAUUCCCAUUAACGCCGGAGGACUUGUACAACCUGCAAAUGGAGCUUAAGCAAGUCCAAUAUGCCCAGACGAAUCACGCCGACAGAAUACUGCGACUGGAAAAGCGACAAACCGAUGAUUCGACCAUCAAGUCGGUAUGGAACUCUCCAUUUCCUGGAGUUCUUGCAGGCACUCCCCAACAAGGACCUGUCCAGAUUCCUCACAAUGACGUGUUCGACGACUCUGAUGAGCAGGGCGAGCAACUCUUAGGGUCGCUGCACUUAGGGCCUGCUGAAGAAGAACCGGUUCGUCGCGGCGCUGCAUCAAGAGCUAAUAGUGUCCGAUUCGACGAGAGCGCGUUGCACGGCUCUGGCUGGAGCGGUGCACAGAGCAACCGACACUCUGGAGAGUUUGGCUCGCGCCCGGCAAGUGGUCUCUUCAUGGAAAGAACAUUGUCGCACAAAUCCGAUGGUCGACAUAGCUCAGCAGGGCAUUCCGUUCACUCACAUCAUUCUGUGGCAUCGGGCCGUGCGAGUAGCGUUGGCUUAGAUACGGCCGGUGACGACGACGACUCGUCUUCAUUCGGUAUUCCAGAGCCCCCAAUUUCUCUUUUUGUGCUUGGCUCCGUUCCAUCCAUAAUAAGAUGCUGGUUGACGACAAAUUUUGCCCACCGAACACUUCUAUAUGCCGACGUUUGCAGCGGAUCCCAAAAAUCAACGAUUUCCUACUCACUGCUUGAGGAGCUCGACCUUGUGGAGGAAAUCGAGAAGGAUGUGGAUGGGAUAUGCCGUGCGCGUCUUCAGGUAUAUUUUGCAGAGGCUGUUGUGACCAGGCGCGGUCGUAGCUCAGAAGGUUCCGAAGGGCUAGUACCGUCCAUGUCCGUCGCCUUCGAAAUCGCUGGCUCAAGUCCCUCAAAUUCUGCAAGCGACCAAAAGCCCAUCCGUGUCUUCAUCGGCAGCGAUGCCUUACGAGCGCAUUGCGCCGACAUCUUGUUUUCCAAAAAUAUCUUGGUACUGUAUGGAAACGAUCGUGACAGACUACGUGUCCCGUUCGUACGACCCGAGGACGAUGAAGUAUUCCGACAUGUCAGCACCACCAAUGUGCCACCGGAAAAACAAAAACUGAAUGCGACCGCCGCACCUUUUGUCCUUCCAGGAAAACUUGACAGUAAUGGCCGAGAAACGCGAUCUGAUCCGCCAGAGACGCCUGACGAAGCCCAUGUACACGAACCAACAUCGCCAACCACUGUUCACACACGAGGGAGAAGGCGUGGAAGUACGAGAUCUCGUCGCAGCACAAAUGAAAACAAGCAAAUGCGAGACUCAAGCCAUGGAGGUGCCCUGUCUGGCAAAGAAGAUGCUACUGGCUCCGAGUCUUCCCGACGAGAAUCCUCUGCUGGCAUUUGGGGCUCGUGGCGACAUGGGCCAAGCGGCGGCCACGAAAAAGACGCUGCCCCAAUCAGCGGAUAUCAGCCAGCGCCAUCGAGGAGCUCUCGUGGCAUGAAGGCUUUGAAGCCAGGAAAGCCGAGUUCGUCUGCCAAAACCGGAGCCGCCUAUGAGGCACCACUUCCAUCCCGGGCCGAUGGCCGACGAAAGAGCCAGGUCAGCGUCGGAGGCGAAAGCGUGAAUGGCAACAACAAGAAGGACGCCAAGCGAUCUGUAAGCGCGACAAGCGAGGCCAGAUCUCAUACGUCAGCACGCGACAAGAGUGCUGCGCCGUCUGGUACUCAUGGAGCGAACCCAGUAGGUGUCGCAUCCGCCUUUUCGUGGAUGACACCUGGUGGCAAGCCCAAGAGUUCGACGGGACAAGACUGA